AUGUUUGUUGAUUGUAUUGAACCGGAUCCACCUGGCCUAGAAAGGUUAAACUCAUAUCUAUCAAUUUCUAGGAAUUCUCCAGAGGUGAAGGAGCCAAUAGGGUAUUCAGCAGUUUCAGAUACAUCUCCCACAAAGCUAUCACCUUCAGUGCAUUCAGUUUCAUCUUUGUCUACAUCUCCUUUGUCAUCUCAAGGUCACCUGGUACCUACAACCUCUACUCCACCAAGGUGGUCCCGCCGUUCCCCAGGAAAUCGGCUAUUGCGGCAAGUAUCAGAUAGCCGGAUUCCAGGAUUGAAGUCACCAAAUUUCUCAAUUUCUGAGGAGCCAUCUUCCUUUGUGCUGCCUGAGUGGAGCAAUGAAUUAACAAGGGGCUCCAAUGGUGGGUCUUCAGAUAGUUGGUCUAUCCCUCCCUUUCCUGAGCUCAUGGCAACUUCUCAUAGAGAGAGAUGGUCUUUUGAUAGUGAGUCCUUAGGCUUCAAUCGUGACAAGAUAUCCAGAUCUAGUGGCCGAAUUUCUGCUUCUUCCUCUUUUGAUAUCCAAAACUGUGGGGUUUGCUCAAAGCUUUUAAUUGAGAAAUCUUCUUGGGGCAGCCAGAAAAUUAUAGCCACUAAUGAGCUUGCUGUGGUGGCUGUUUUAAUUUGUGGCCAUGUUUACCAUGCUGAGUGCCUGGAGAAUAUGACGCCUGAAAUCAACAAGUAUGACCCCACCUGCCCGGUUUGUACUUUGGGGGAGAAACAAACCCUGAAGCUGUCCGAGAAAGCAUUGAAAGCUGAAAUGGACUUGAAGGCUAGAAACAAGAAAUCAAGGAACCGGGUUGUGGAUAGUGAUCUAAGUAGUGAUCUUGUUGUGUUUGAUCGCCAGAAAAGUAGCGGUCCUAGGAUGAGCUUAAGUUCCAGUAUGAAGAGCUCCUUGGGGAAGCCUUUCUUGAGGCGGCACUUUUCAUUUGGGUCAAAGGGGGAUAGAUCCUCAUCAGAGAAUCUUUCUGUUCGAAAGAGGGGGUUUUUCUGGGCAAAAUCUGGCAAGAACUGAGCUGCUUCUGGAUCUGAAGAGGUUAACAUCCCUUGCUCUCAUAUAUGCUCUUCUCUGACCGAGACUAACGGAGAACUUCCUUUUUGCACCUUACUAACGACCAAUUUUAUAUCUGUAGCCUUUUGAACUUCAGUCUAGGCGAAUACUUUGAACAUCUGGAGUGUAGACUUUGCAUUGCAAUACCCCCUAAAUUUCUCUGCUUUAAGCUCUUGAGAAAUUCUAUCAUUUGGUUCACAAGUCAUAUUUUAUGUUACUCGUGCAGGAUUUGGUAUUCUUACAUCUGCUGAUUCCACGAUUGAUCUUCCCUUGCAAUCUCAGUUACUG
Molecule: messenger RNA, 1353 nt
Organism: Ilex paraguariensis (yerba mate)
Lineage: Eukaryota; Viridiplantae; Streptophyta; Magnoliopsida; Aquifoliales; Aquifoliaceae
Source: the annotation of a GenBank genome assembly